AUGGAAGCAUCCGCAAAGGAAGGUAAAAAAUCCUUGAACUGCUACGCCUGUGGCAUUGAUUGCACUCGAGUUCGAUUCCACUACGCAAAAUCAGCCCCCGUAUCAACCACCACAAACCCAUCAGAACUCAAAUACGAUCUGUGCCCCAACUGCUACCUCCAGGGUAGGAUGCCAUCCUCCCACCAAGCUUCCGAUUUCGUCAAGCUAGAGGAUAGCCAGUAUACUACCAUACAGGACCGUGAGAAACCAUGGUCAAACUCAGAGCUCCUUUUGCUCCUUGAGGCUCUCGAGAACUUUGAUGACAAUUGGCAGCAGAUUUCCCGACAUGUCGGUACACGAACUCCGGAAGAGUGUGUUAUGAAAUUUCUCCAACUUGAAAUUGAAGACAAGUAUCUUGAGGAUCCUGUUGAGGGCACCUCUUCUAUGCUGGGCUCUGCCGGUGGACGAGAGCCGGUCAGCCAGCUCGAGAAUCCAGUCUUGUCUGUGGUAACUUACCUGGCACAAAUGACCGAGCCUUCCGUUGCUGCUGCGGCCGCCGGCCGAACGGUUGAAGAGAUGCGCCGUGAUCUACAGAAACAACUCGACAAACGUACCGCAUCCACGACCAAGGAGAAAGACACUGAGAAGACCGGAGAAAAAGGAAAAGAAGCAGAAUCAAUGAAAGCCGAGGACUCCAUGGAAAUCGAUACUGCAAACGAAGGCCAGGAAGCGCCUACCUCAUCUACAAGCCAGGGAAAGACAGCCCAAGCCACCAUUGCCUCCAUUGGCCUGGCUGCGUCUGCUGCCCGAGCCGGGGCCUUAGCAUCGCAUGAAGAGAGAGAAAUGACCCGCCUUGUGGGUGCUGCUGUCAACCUCACAUUGCAGAAGCUUGAAUUGAAACUAGCGCAAUUCUCGGAACUCGAGGCGGUUGUUGAAGCUGAGCGCCGAGACCUUGAGCAAGCCAGACAACAACUCUUCCUCGACCGCCUCGGACUCAAGAGGAGGAUCAAGGAAGUAGAAGAAGCCUUCAAGGCUGCUAGCUUAGAAGGAAACGAAGCCGGGGCUGCCGUUGCCGCUCAAGCUCAAACAAUCGGACUCGGCGAGAAUUAUACCUUCCAGCAGACAAGCGCAGACAAUGGCGUUAACGCCGUUCAGCCAUACAGUGCUAGUGGAGGCCCAGACUACAAAUCAUAUGAAAUAUGA
Messenger RNA from Trichophyton rubrum CBS 118892, 1182 nucleotides. RefSeq lists its product as uncharacterized. The transcript has a single exon. The record is from RefSeq and is a predicted model, not a curated record. The coding region runs from base 1 to 1182 and encodes 393 amino acids. Gene Ontology annotation, cellular component: SWI/SNF complex. Gene Ontology annotation, biological process: positive regulation of DNA-templated transcription. Lineage: Eukaryota; Fungi; Ascomycota; Eurotiomycetes; Onygenales; Arthrodermataceae. Gene Ontology annotation, molecular function: histone binding; DNA binding.